GAACUGCCCGAUACAUAUAGUGUGGAGAGCUCGUAUCUACCCAACAGUUGGCGCGAUCAGUACCGAGGGUGGACGUGUACGAACGUCCGUGUGACGCUGUGUCCCGUAGCUCCAUCGGAGACUGCUUGUUCGUGAAGGUUCCGUCCGGUAUCUCCGACCAAAUAGAUCAGGACAAUUCGAGCAUCGUGAUUUGUUAAGUUGUCAGAAAAAAAGUGUUAUUAAGACAGUGAAGUUUUCGUUCCAGCAUGGGAGAGUUUCACAUUACUCACAAAUACAUCCUGAACAACGAUGUACGAUACAUGUACAGCGGCUACCCCAUCGCCAUGAAGUACCGAGGGAGUGGAGAUUACCCUAACUUCGACAUGUUACGAAUCAGCAGGGAAAACUCGGACUUAAAGAAAGACAUUUUAAAAUCUAGCGAAUUUGUAACGGAAGGUAGACACCUUGUCCCAAAGGCACCGGCCCUGAGGAAUUACUCCCGACACGCUGUCAGCGGUGUAGUAACGAGGCUGAUGAAGCCGACCAUCGCUCGAGUCGGGGUGUCGGACGAGAACAUCAACCUGCUGCGAUGUAAGGAGGAUGUGGUGGAAGAGGACAAGUCCGACAAAUAUGUGAGCUAUCGUAGACUACCCAAACCCGAGGUUGAUAGUAUAGUCAACAGACUGUUUGGACGCAAUACUCAGAUGAGUGCUAUGAAAAGGCGGGAAAAGUUUGACCUCACGCGUGACGGGAAGAUGACGCUGUUCCGGGAAGCCAGCAUCCCCCUUCCGAUGGUCCAGGCGUGAUCUAACAGACAACUACAGAUGUCAAACUUUUCUGUACAGCCAGCCAAUCGUGUCACACUGGUCACCGCCAUAACAACCUAGAUACGGACCGAAGUAGUCUGCACUACAAGCAACUGGAUUCGGUGUUUCUGAACAUUUCUUCAUAUUUAAUCAAUGCAUGGAGCUACAUAGCCGAAUACACGGAACAGUGCAAAUAUUCUAAGCUAACUUUUACUCUCCUUCAAUACGUACAUGUAUGUAUCGGAAGUACAUUUCAUAUGGAAUCAAACUUUGGCCGUCCCGUGUGUCUGUCUGACCGUCCUGUGUCUGCCUGGUCGUCCCGUGUGUCUGUAUGGCCGUCCUGUGUCUGCCUGGUCGUCCCGUGUGUCUGUCUGGCCGUCCUGUGUCUGUCUGGCCGUACUGCGUGUCUUUUUUGCCGUCCUGUGUGUCUGUCUGACAGUCCAGUUGUGUCUGUCUGACCGUCCAGUUGUGUGGUCUUAUUGUACAUCGAUUAAAAUCUGCUAAACCUGUUGUAUGUCUGGACGGUGUACUUAGUAUCUGUUCGGUCUUGUAUGCAAACACUCAUACAUGUACAUCUCUGUCCAUAAAGCAUUGUUUUAUAUCAAAAUUUAAACUACUCCAUUUUAACUACUUUGUUUAAGUUCUUAAAUAAAACAAUAAAGCACGCUC
Molecule: messenger RNA, 1454 nt
Organism: Pecten maximus
Lineage: Eukaryota; Metazoa; Mollusca; Bivalvia; Pectinida; Pectinidae
Exons: 2
Coding region: 246-785 (179 amino acids)
Source: RefSeq, a predicted model, not a curated record